This is a messenger RNA of Colletotrichum orchidophilum, 1929 nucleotides long. RefSeq names its product Alg9-like mannosyltransferase. Bases 1 to 1929 code for a protein of 642 amino acids. The transcript has 4 exons. The record is from RefSeq and is a predicted model, not a curated record. Gene Ontology annotation, cellular component: endoplasmic reticulum membrane. Lineage: Eukaryota; Fungi; Ascomycota; Sordariomycetes; Glomerellales; Glomerellaceae. Gene Ontology annotation, molecular function: alpha-1,2-mannosyltransferase activity. Gene Ontology annotation, biological process: GPI anchor biosynthetic process.
AUGGCUUCCGUCGGCUCCCCGCCCGCCCCCGAACUCCUAAUGGCAGUUCGUAACGAGCGCAACAAGCCCUCCGUCUUCCGGUCCCUCCUCGUCAUCCGUCUCCUCAACGCCUGGUGGGUCCUCACCUUUUUCCAACCCGACGAGUACUUUCAGGCCCUCGAACCCGCCUGGCGCAUGGCCUUUGGCGAGGGGAGCGGCGCCUGGAUCACUUGGGAAUGGAGAAACCAGCUCCGCUCCUCGCUGCAUCCCGCCCUCUUCGCCGGCGUCUACACCCUCGCAGACCUCAUAGCUCGCCCCCUCCCCUUCAUCAGGCCAUGGCUCCUGCUCGCCGCUCCAAAGGCCGCCCAAGCUGUCUUUGCCGCGGCCGGCGACUGGUACACCUGGCAGCUGGCCGUCAAGAUAUACGGCGCCGAUAGCUCCGUCUCUUGGUUCGCUCUGUUCAUGAGCAUGUUCAGUCCUUUCCAAUGGUACUGUUCGACCAGGACCUUUUCCAAUUCGUUGGAGACGACGCUCACCAUCAUGGCCCUCAACUACUGGCCCUGGGAGCUUCUCGGUGAACCCAAGACCGAAAAGGAGAACCCGAAGCCCGCAGUGUCCAUUUUACACACGCCCGGAACUCUCACAAGCCUCCGCCUAUCCCUCAUCCUCGCGGCAGUUGCAGUACUCCUCCGCCCCACAAACGUCCUCAUCUGGUCAACGAUCGUCCUCGCAACGCUCUCCCGGCCCCUCCUGUCCCGCUCCCCCUCCGUCCUCACGCCUCAAACCACCCUCCUCCUCUUCCGCGAGGCCCUCUUCUGCGGCGCUCUUGUCCUCUCCCUCUCUCUAACCUCGGACCGCCUCUACUUCGGCGAGUGGGCCUUCCCACCUUACAAGUUCCUCUACUUCAACCUCUCCCAGUCCCUCGCCGUCUUUUAUGGCCGCAACGACUGGCACUACUACCUCUCCCAGGGCCUGCCCCUCCUCUCAAUGGCCUACCUCCCCUUCGUCCUCAUAUCCCUCUAUAACCCUCCCCGGACGCCCUCCAAGAUCCGCACCAGCACCCUCAGGACCUUAUCCUGGACCGUCUAUGUGACCAUCGCCGCCCUCUCGUUCGUCUCCCACAAGGAAGUCCGCUUCAUCUACCCCCUCCUCCCCAUCCUCCACAUCCUUGCCGCCGCGCCCCUAACCAGCUUCUUCACGACCCCGGCCCCGGCCCCGACCCCAAAAUCCCCACUCCCGAAGCCAAGGCUCCGCCACAAGCGCCUCCUGACCUCCGCCCUCGCCCUCCACGCCGCAAUCUCCCUCUUCCUCACUCUCCUCCACCAGCCCGCGCCCCUGACGGUCCUCACCUUCCUCCGGACCUCUUACGCCCGUCUCCACCCCGAGAAAGCAGCCACGGCAGCCACAAUCACCUCCCUGGCGGCCUCCGGCAACUCGGCAUCAUCCUCAUCAGCAUUUGAGCAGGAAGAGCUCUUCGCCCUCUUCCUGACCCCCUGCCACUCAACCCCUUGGCGCUCUCACCUCCUCCACCCAACCCUCCGCGCCCGCGCCCUGACCUGCGAGCCACCCCUCCACACCCAGCCAAACACCCCCGAACGCCGCGACUACCGCGAUGAAGCAGACCGCUUCUACGACGACCCCCAGCUUUUCAUGUCGACCGAGCUAUGGCCUCCUUCUUCCAUGAAGAAAGCAAGCACAGCAGAGUCUGAGUCCGAGCCGCAUCCAGCACCACCAACAGCAGAAGAGAUCCCUCGCUACAUCGUCGGCUUCGAGGGUAUCGAACCCUGGCUCCUCGACUUCUUUGACGACGGCCCCAAAAGCAGCGGCCGUGCUUUCGGCGUCCGCCCGAAGCGCGUCUGGCAGGGCUGGAACGGCUUCUUCAACGAGGACUCGCGUCGCCGCGGGAAGCUUGUCGUCUGGGACACGGGGCUGUAUACUACUGUGUCUUGA